CAACAGAGGGUUAUAGGUAGCGGUUGAAACAAAGGCCCACCUCCUGCAAUUGGCAGAUACAUGAAUGUUGCACUUGUUCAAUUUGUAAUGUUCAUUGUGCGAAACUAUUAUGCCCCAUUUGGCAUAGAACAAAACCCGAAGGAUGAACUUCCGCUGCCAGCAGAGAAAAUAUUUUUUUCAAAUCAUAUGUGGACCAUGGGCGCCAGCCUACGCUAGUUGGCCUCCUGUGAAGUAAAUCUAUGACGUCAUCGGAACAGGCCUGUGCGUCGAGUCUCUUUGUUAACAGUUCGACAAUUGUGAUCCUACGACUGUUGUGUCACAGCAAACCAUUAUUUAUAUAAAUACCACACAUGGUAGCUACCUCUACAGCAGUUUCCGUUAUUUAAUGAAAUACUCUUUUUCCCAGAAAAGCAAAGUAAUCGGACCAAUACGUACAACAUGUCAACUCUCCUUUCGGAAACGGAAAAAUAUAACUUUAUUAGCGUCAUAGACAGAGGAACAUUUGGACAGGUGGCGACGUUCCAGCGGCAGAGCGAUUUAAAAACUGUGGCAAUAAAGACAUUGCCCCUCAGCAGCGCCAAUAUGUUAAAACGUGAAACCAGACUUCUAGCUGCCCUCGCCCGUGAAAAUUUGGAGCAAAGCCAUAUCGUGCAUUUUUUCGAAUCUUUUCGAGACCAAGAGUACCAACACAUGGUCUUCGAGGUUCUGGAUAAAAACUUGUAUCAGUUUCAGGCGGAUAUCGGUUUCAAGUCUCUGUCCAUCCGAGAUAUCCGUACUAUUACAUUCCAAGUCCUCACAGCUCUGAGUAAAUUGAAGGCUAUCGGAAUCGUUCAUGCUGAUAUCAAACCGGAAAACGUAAUGCUCGUCGAUCAGAGCCAACACCCCUUCCGAGUGAAGCUGAUCGAUUUCGGUUCCUCUUACACCAUCGAUGAAGCGGACGCCUUACGGGUUUCCUACCUCCAAACCAGAUACUACAGGGCUCCUGAGAUUGUUCUGGGACUGCCCUUCUGUGAGAAGAUGGACAUCUGGUCGCUGGGCUGCAUGGCGGCCGAACUGUACCUCGGCCAUCCCCUCUACCCGGCGAAUUCGGAGCUGGAGCUGCUACACUACAUGUGCGAGACCCUCGGAAUGCUCCCCACCAGCCUCCUCAACUCCGCCAGCAAGGCCAAGUACUUCUUCGACCUGGUUAAGAGACGCGUGGGGGAGUCCCAGUGGAAGCUCAAGCCCACCCAGCAGAGGCUGUCUCUGACCGGGAGGCGGAGCUUGAGGAGGCACGUGGUGACCUCGCUGGCCCACCUGGAGAAGGGCGUCCCCGUGGCCGGCUUCGGGAGGGAGGACGCGGUGGAGAUGUUCGACCGCUGGUGCAUGGUGGACCUGCUGAAGAGGAUGCUGACACUGGACGCGCGGAGCAGAAUCGACGCCGGCCAGGCUCUCCGCCACCCAUUCGUCACCCUGCAGCACCUCCGUGCGUCCGACGGCUACCGCCAGUACUACGAUUCCUCGCUGCGGGGGUACAGGGAGGCUCUGAUCCCCCGCCAGCCCAGCCCGGACGUCCCUGACCGGACCCUGGCGCCCCCCAGGGAGAAACGGUCCCUGAGGAGCUCGCUGCGGUCGUUCUUCGCCCGCCUCUGCGUUCUGAAGCGCAGGAAGAAGCCCGUCGGCCCCCGGCCCGCCUCGGACCACAUGAAGGGGCAGCCAGCUCUGCCAGGCCCGCAGGCGAAGGAGGACAGCGCCGAGGGUUUCGGGACAGCCGAAAAAGGACACGAAAGCCCGCCGGCAGGCACCGUGGCAAGCACCAGCCAGGCGACGUGCGACGAGGAGCCAGCCCCGCUGUCCUGGUCCCCCUAAAGCGGGAGACUCUUCCCCAACCUCCUGCAGGGUCCAGAGCGCCACUGUGGCGAGGUGAUCACGGAGCUGCCUACUACCCAGAAUCCAGGCUUCAUCCCGGGCCUACGCCUCCUGCCACUCAGUUCAGUCGCUCGCCAACACUGAGAUACAGACGCUGGAGACCCCUUGCCCUCUGCCUACCCCCUUCUGCCACACUCUGGCCCGGGGUGGAACUGGUCUUCUCAGGUGCUCUUGGAGAUCGUCCCGCUCGGCUCCUUCUCAGACACGCCAACGUCCAAACUGGAGCGCUCAAAGUCAGGAGGCCUCCGUCCCACAGCUCCUCUCCUGGGUCUCCUCCGCCAUGUUGCAGUUAAACAUGAGUGUGGAGUGUAGGUUGCUCGGCAACAUGCUCCGCCCAGCAGCUGUCAUUGGCUCAUUGAGAGAGGCGCAUCACCCGGCUUCGGCUGGGCUGGCAAACAGAAACGGGUGCUUUCUGAAAUGGAGUGAAAUACAUGUACCUUACAAACAAUACUUCAGAGGAUGAAUGUACCUUACCAGUUAAAAUGAGUAAGACUCUAGAACAUGCUGUUUCCAAAAAAACAUGACAGAUGCAAUUUUUUGUUCAAAGACAGUAAUGAAGUAAUAAAUACAGUUAAGCUGAAACACUGUUCACUGUUCUCCAUACUGUACCAUUAAAGCUGAGCUGCGCAACCCUG
Molecule: messenger RNA, 2543 nt
Organism: Anguilla rostrata (American eel)
Lineage: Eukaryota; Metazoa; Chordata; Actinopteri; Anguilliformes; Anguillidae
Product: homeodomain-interacting protein kinase 4-like
Exons: 3
Coding region: 439-1848 (469 amino acids)
Biological process (GO): peptidyl-serine phosphorylation; peptidyl-threonine phosphorylation
Cellular component (GO): nucleus; cytoplasm
Molecular function (GO): ATP binding; protein tyrosine kinase activity; protein serine/threonine kinase activity
Source: RefSeq, a predicted model, not a curated record